Molecule: messenger RNA, 2303 nt
Organism: Coturnix japonica (Japanese quail)
Lineage: Eukaryota; Metazoa; Chordata; Aves; Galliformes; Phasianidae
Gene: SFXN3
Product: sideroflexin 3
Biological process (GO): monoatomic ion transport; serine import into mitochondrion
Cellular component (GO): mitochondrial inner membrane
Molecular function (GO): monoatomic ion transmembrane transporter activity
Source: RefSeq, a predicted model, not a curated record
CUCAUUGGACGGCGCAGCCCACGAGCCGCCGCUAACACGAGUGUGUCCCCCCGCGCGGAUGGAUGACGGAUGUGCGCACGGGCGGCUCGUCCCCGUUUGCCGCGCACGCGUGCACCGUGCCACGCGUGGGUGCAAGGAAACACGCCCAAAUCCACGCAUACGCACGCGCCCACUCGUGUUCCCGCCCGCUUGAUCUCCCCCACGCGGGUCCGCCCCGCGUUCAUCCCCACUCGUUUCCCCGCCUCGUGGCCGUGCCGCGCCGCACGUCGCUCCGCGUGGAGCACAUGGCCCCGCUCGGCCCCGGCCGCCACCGCCUUGGCCGCCCCCCCCGCGCUCCCACUCCCGGCGUGGGGCGGCCCCGUGACGGGCGCGGACGUCAUCGGGGCGGAGCGACGCGUUGCCGAGCGGGCGCUGCCCGGAGCCAGGAUGCCCCCCACGCUGCCCACCAACAUCGACAUCCGCGAGCCCCGCUGGGAUCAGAGCACGUUCCAGGGCCGGGCCAAGCACUUCUUCACCGUCACCGACCCCCGCAACCUGCUGCUGUCGGGGGCAGCCCUGGAUGAGGCGCGCCGCCUGGUGCUGGCCUACAGGGCGGGCACGGUGCCCCCGGGGCUGACCGAGGAUGAGCUGUGGCGUGCCAAGUACAUCUAUGAUUCCGCCUUCCACCCCGACACGGGAGAAAAGAUGCUGCUCAUCGGGCGCAUGUCAGCUCAGGUACCCAUGAACAUGACUAUCACAGGUUGUAUGAUGACCUUCUACAGGACCACACCAGCUGUGGUGUUCUGGCAGUGGGUGAACCAGUCCUUCAAUGCCAUCGUUAACUACACCAACCGCAGCGGGGAUGCCCCCAUCACACCCAGCCAGCUGGGGACAGCCUACGUGAGCGCCACCGGAGGGGCAGUUGUUACAGCACUGGGGCUCAAGUCCCUCACCAAGCACCUGCCGGCCAUCAUCGGGCGCUAUGUGCCUUUUGCGGCCGUGGCUGCUGCCAACUGCAUCAACAUCCCGCUGAUGAGGCAGAGGGAACUCAAAGUGGGGAUCCCCAUCACAGAUGAGAAUGGGAACCGCCUGGGUGAGUCCACGGCAGCUGCCCAGAAGGCCAUCUUCCAGGUGGUGGUGUCCCGCAUUGGGAUGGCAGCCCCGGCCAUGGCCAUCCCCCCGGUGAUCAUGAAUAUGCUGGAGAAGAGAGCCUUCCUCAAGCGGUACCCGUACCUGAAUGCUCCCCUGCAGGUUGGCUUGGUGGGACUCUGCUUGGUGUUUGCAACCCCGCUGUGCUGUGCUCUCUUCCCACAGAAGAGCUCGAUGCAGGUGAGCCGCCUGGAGCCCAGCGUCCAAGCUCAGAUCCGGGAGGUGGACCCACAGCUGCAAACUGUCUACUUCAACAAGGGGCUGUGAGCACAGGGCCGCUGUGUCACUGAGCUCAGAGCAUCCCAAGGAUGCAGCUGCUGCCCCGUGGCCACCUCCUGUCCCCAGGUGCUGCAGUAUAGCUGAGCCCCCACACACAGCGGGCUCCCAUCCCGGCACCUCCCCUGAGCUGUGCUUUGCUGCUCUCCUGUCCCCACGUGGGGCUGUCCUGAGGGCCACCAGCCUGGUGCCAGGAGGAGGGAAUAUUCCCCCGGUGGCACAAGGCUAGUGGGCAGCAGACCUGGGCACUGGACAAGUGGUGCUUCACAGGGGUGGGGACAGGGAGACCCUGUGUGCUGCUGCCAUCCUCCUGCUGUGCUGCACGGUGCAGGGGCACACAAGUGUCCCAGCCUCAGGCAAUAUCAUGGGGUGACUGUGCUGCUGGUGUCCCUGCAAUCUCUGACCCAUGUCAUACCAGGUGUCUCCACUCCUGGCUGUUACCCAGCGUGUUUCCCAUACCCAGUGUGUAUAUGUCUAUCAAGGCUGUGUCUCGUGGCAUCCCCCAGGCUAGAACCUGAGAUGGAUGCUCCCACUUUUGGGCAUUGCAUUCUGAAAACACAACCCCCAGAAGCCAGGAGUGAGCACUAUGGGAUGUACAGUGUGGCAGGGGGGGCUGCUCCAGCCCGGGUGUGCGUGCGCAGCUCCCCGUGCGCACUGCUCUGUGCUGAUCCGGGCUGUAAUCUGGCUUUCCCCGGAGCAAAUGGCACAUUUUAAUCUCAGCAGUCCCCGUUUUAUUCCCUUUAACACCGCCUUUGCUCAAGGUUUGGCUCCUAUGUGGCUUCUUCCAUGGACCUUCUCAUAUGGCUUUAAGCACAUCGCUGUUUCCUCUGGUUAUUUUUGUUAUACAUACUCCGUACCUCUAUCUACCAAAUAAUAAAGGCAGGUUGUUUAUACAAAAA